GCUCUUCUUCUUCGUGCAGCCCGACGAGCUCCCCCCAAGCCACCGACUUCUAUUUCUUGAGGAAAUUGGUAACAGGCUUGAUUUUUCCCUUCCUUUUCUUGAUAAAGAACUGAUUUUAGGACCUAGAACCCUCCCUUUGAAGUAGGAAUUUCUAGAUCUGUUCUGCUCCUCCUCCCCUGUCCGCCGGUGCUGCUAGGUACGAAUUUCUGGGCAUUUCUCUGUUCCCGUGACAUCCCUUCCCCUUUCCCGAUUUCUGCCGAGCUCGCCAGAUCCGGCUUCUAUUGCUGAAAAUAUUCUGAAAUAUGGAAGAAUUCGGUAGCAUAAAAUGGGUUUUGGGUUGCUAAUUCGUGUAGAAUUCUAUGCGGUUGUCCCGGGAAUCAUUUUGGCUGUUUGAAGUUGUUUUUAUGCCAUUUUAGUUAUCCUGAAGAAAUUGUUCUGAUUGAUUGCUGGUAGAUGGAAAUUUGUGGCAACGAAAAUUAUGAAAAUUUCCUUGAUUAGCUACUGCUUUGCCAAAGAUGGAAAAUUGAAUAAAAGUCAUGCUCCCUAUUGUUUGCCUGUGCUGUUGUGGCUUAGAGCUCUGGGGUCGAGUUUCCUGUUUUAUGCGAAGUGAGGUAAGUAACUUAUGGUAAUGCACUGGAUUUAAGGUAAAGCUUUUAAAAGCAAAUUUUUUAUGGUUUUGAAAUAGUGGUGGAAUUAAACCCGUUUUACACGAGCAUGACUGAUUUGAAGUGAAAUUUUUAUGCUUUUCAUUAAAUUGAGCAUGCCUACUUGAAAUUUAAUUGAUUGUCCUGAUGAUCUGAAAGUGAUUGGUGAAUUAUGAUUUUCUGUUAACUUCUGCCUGUUUUGUCUCUGAUAUGGUCAUGUUAUUCGUGUGCCCGUUAGUGGGAGGUUUAUAAACGCUAGCAUAUGUUGACAUGUUACUAAUAGAACUGGUUCGUUUCUGUUAUCCUGCUAGUGGGAUUAUAUACUAGUAAAUCGUGUGCUUGCCAGUGAGAGGCUUAUAACACUGGCCAUGACCUAUAGAGGAGACGUCUAUUUCGUUCCAGUACCGUAUCCGUUUUUCGUGAUUACACUUGUUGGCAUGCUAUGAGUUUAAUUACGAGUUACCCAUAUUUUACUUAUUGAGUUAUCUCACCUCGUUUUUCCUUGCCCACCAUUUCAGGUAGUGUGACCCCAGACUCGAAAAUCAAGGGGAGUGACAUGGUAGAAGGCUAGCCACUUGAGAUUUGACAUAGAUUCUAGAUAUAUAUACCAUGCUCUUGUAAGUUAGAUUUUAAUUGGAAAUUUUAUGGUAUCAAAACUGAUUUUGUUGAGUAAGUUUCGAGCCUUGUGCACUUCUGGGACCCGUCUCACAAGUUUACGGCGUCUGUUACGCCCUUGGAUUUGGGUUUUGGGGCGUGACACAUAUCACGCCCCAAAACCCAAAUUUGAGACGCGACAGACGCCGUGCACUCAUGAGAGGGUCCCACAAAUGCACAAGGCUCGAACUUAUCAUACCAUACUCUGAUACCACCAAAAUCGGAAGAUCAAAUUUUAUAAUUUGCUCUAAUAUCAUAAAUCUCCAAUAAAAUCUAGCUUACAAG
Messenger RNA from Rubroshorea leprosula, 1583 nucleotides. The record is from the annotation of a GenBank genome assembly. NCBI's taxonomy places the organism in Eukaryota, Viridiplantae, Streptophyta, Magnoliopsida, Malvales, Dipterocarpaceae.